AUGAAACAAUUUUUGCUUCUCCCGCUACUUUGCAAGGUUGCUUUUGGACGUGCAAAUCCUAUUGCAUUUGCCGAGGCUCUUGCUUUAGAGCAUGGAUCCGCUUACGCAAACACCAUGGGUGAAAUUGCAAUGCUCUACCCAACUGAUAGAGAAUGGUCGGAAGAGGCGGAGACAAUUGCCCCAUGCGGGUCCUACGCUACUCCUUCCAAUAGAUCGGAGUUCCCCCUGGACGAUGGUUUCGUGGCCUUGGUUGCAAAGUCUCACCAGGCAUGGUCUGUCAACCUCAAGAUUUCCUACAGCGACAAUCCAACGUCGAAUGAUGACUUUGAUACAUGGGCCACUCAUAACUUGACCAGUCAGAUCGACAUCGGACACACAUGCUACUACCUGCCAGACAUUCCUUCCAACAUCAAUAGCGGAGACCAUGCUACCAUCCAGCUGGAGUACAUGGCUCUGGAAGAUGAGUCGAACGUGACGCACUACGCCUGUGCCGAUGUCGAGUUUGUUGAGAAGAGUGUCUUUGAGGUUACCGAGUAUGCUCUGGACUGCUUCAAUGCUACCGAUGACAACUACUACUCCAGCGAGAUCACUGUGGACACUAGUUCCUGGCUCUCGUCUGCCUCCUCAGCACACUUUGCUACAUUGUCUGAGAGUACUACUUCCAAGGCUGCCACCACCACUUCUUCGUCAAGCAGCAGCAGUACCAGCUCUGCUACAUCCACUUCUUCUUCCAGCUCCCGGGGUAUGGCAGGACAAGUUGCAGCCUCGAGUCCAUUCGGGCUUGUUUUUGGCUCUCUCUUGUUCUUUCUUCUAUAG
Molecule: messenger RNA, 816 nt
Organism: Ogataea polymorpha
Lineage: Eukaryota; Fungi; Ascomycota; Pichiomycetes; Pichiales; Pichiaceae
Exons: 1
Coding region: 1-816 (271 amino acids)
Source: RefSeq, a predicted model, not a curated record